ACUUGGUGGUCGGAGGAUCAAACCGCCCAUUAGACACCUCAAUCUGCAGCGAAGCCAUUCGCCACUUUACCCAGCAAGUCGAGGAACUGAGAAAUGCUGUUGAAGGACAGCUGCCUGAAGCAGAAGAAACGAAUGGGAGCGUCCGUGAAGGUUUGGGAGUUGAGGGCGCGGAUGAACCUGAAGAAGGCGGCGAUGAUUUGCUGCUAGGGUUUGAAAUGGAGGAAGCAGCAGCAAAUGAAGCAGCAAACGCCUGGGAGCAGCAGCAGCAGCAGCAGCAGCAGCUAAACCCCAUGGAGCAAGACCAGCAGCAGCAGCAGCAGCAGCAAGAAGAUUUGUACAACUAUGAAGACACUGCAGCAAUGGAUUAUGCUGCUGAUGAAUACUCGAGGCCUGAGGACGAUAUCAGCACGGCGAACUACUCUUUGCUGACAGCAACUGCAGCAGAAAAGGAGUGGGAGGCUUUGAAAGGGAAGGGUCCCGUUCGCCGCACUGCAGCAGCAGCAGCAGCAGCAGCAGCAGCAGCAGACCCAGCAGCAGCAGCAGCAGCAGCAGGCAAAUCGCAGCAGCUUCUUGCUGCCCUCGACCCCUUUCUUGUCGAUAUGACAAAUCUAAAUAAACCCCUAAACCUCCACCCCCUCCUUAAGGCGGAGAGAUGCAACCCACCGGCCCCAAAGCCGAUCGACAACAUCUUUGUCGCGUGGGACAUGACCAGCAGCCCAUUUGCUGCUUCGCCGCAGCAAAUGGUUUCUUUGUCUCUUCUUGCUUUCAAACAAAUUCAAUUUGCUGCUGAGGGGCCGCAAGCCCCCAGCCUCGUUGACGCGCAGCAAGCCCCAGGGUUGGGGGGCUGGGCUGCAAUGUCGGAGGUGCUGCAAUGGGCUACCAAGACGACGGAGGGUUUGAAGCGUCUGAUGAGGCAUUUGGAUUAG
This is a messenger RNA of Eimeria tenella, 926 nucleotides long. RefSeq lists its product as uncharacterized. The transcript is spliced from 9 exons. The record is from RefSeq and is a predicted model, not a curated record. NCBI's taxonomy places the organism in Eukaryota, Apicomplexa, Conoidasida, Eucoccidiorida, Eimeriidae. The annotation marks the transcript as partial.